This is a messenger RNA of Gadus chalcogrammus (walleye pollock), 3180 nucleotides long. RefSeq names its product zinc finger protein 516-like. NCBI's taxonomy places the organism in Eukaryota, Metazoa, Chordata, Actinopteri, Gadiformes, Gadidae. The record is from RefSeq and is a predicted model, not a curated record. The coding region runs from base 1 to 3180 and encodes 1059 amino acids. Gene Ontology annotation, biological process: regulation of DNA-templated transcription. Gene Ontology annotation, molecular function: DNA-binding transcription factor activity, RNA polymerase II-specific; RNA polymerase II cis-regulatory region sequence-specific DNA binding. The transcript is spliced from 4 exons. Gene Ontology annotation, cellular component: nucleus.
AUGGACCCCGAGCAGAAGGACAGCAGCUCACCAAAGGACAGCGAGUCCCCGAACGACAGAGCAUCGCCCAAAGAUUCGCCGGUCGACGCCGAUAGCGAGCCAGCGGUGGACGUUGCCGUGGCGGUGGACGUUGCCGUGGCGGCGGAGGACGAGGAGCCGUCCGCCCACGUGUGCGGCGUCUGCGGCCGCAGCUUCCCCCUCCUCAGCUCGCUCUCGCAGCACAUGAGGAGACACACCCGCGAGAAGCCCUACGAGUGCCCGUACUGCGAGCACCGGACGGCCCAGAAGGGCAGCCUGAAGGCCCACGUCAGGAGCCACAAGCUGGGCCUGCUCGGCCGCAGCCCGGGGCCCGAGGGGGGCGCCACCACGGAGGGGGCCCCCGGGUGCGGCGAGGACGCCAGCGCCAGCGCCGGCGAGGUCGCCGACAGCUCCUCGGAGAAGGAGCACGGCGGCGUCGAGGGCGGGGCCACGAAGAAGAAGAAGGUUCCCAAGAGGAAGGCGAGGCGGGACGACGCGGACGCGGCCGGCGAGGAGGAGUCGUCGGGCAGCAGCGGCGGCGGCGGCGGCGCCAACGCGCCCGAGGAGGCGGCGGAGGAGGAGGGCGCCGGGGUCGGGCCCUUCCCGUGCAGCGUGUGCAGCCAGGUGUUCCCCCGGGCGGCGCUGCUCAAGGCCCACGCCAAGAAGCACAAGGGCGCCCAGGACCACGGCUGCCGGAUCUGCGGGCGGCGUUUCCGCCAGGCCUGGUUCCUCCAGAGCCACAUGCGCAUCCACCGCGCGACCAAGGCCCCGCUGAAGGGCGGCGGCGACGGGGGCACGCAGCCGGCCACCGUCAACGGGGCGCACCGGGACCCCGCCGUGCUGGCCAACGAGGAGUGCCUCUACGAGCUCUGCGCCGGCUGCGGCAACUUCUUCUACGACCGCCGGAGCCUGCAGGCCCACGAGAAGCUCCACAAGCCGGGCCACGGCCGCGGCCAGGCCCAGACCCCCCCCCAGCAGCAGCAGCCGGACACACCCGUGGACCCGGAGGCGGUUGCGUCCAAGGAGGACUUCCUGAAGAGCCUGAACCUCCGCUGCGUCCGGUCCGAGGAGCCGGCGGCGGAGGACAAGGAGCCGGCGGGGAGGAUUAUGGAGCUGGACCCCAUAUGCAGCUACCAGGCCUGGCAGAUAGCCACCAAGGGCCGGCUGGUGGAGGUGACGGAGAGGGGCCUGGGCUGGGAGGAGCGGCUGGCGGACGCGGAGGUGGCGUACAACCGGGAGAAGGGCGAGUACGUGGCGCUGAAGGUGGACAAGAAGAGGAAGCAGGGCGACGCGCCCGCCGCACCCUUGAAGAAGAAGAAGGCCGGAGGGAGCCAGGAGCACCCGGCCAUCAACGCCUUGAGCGGGAGCAACGGGGGUCACCACGGACAGACGGACCACACCCUGUUCAACGGCCUGGGCCACGCCUUUUAUGUGGCGCUGCAGAAGAAGAAGCUGAAGGAAGAGGCCCAGGUUUCGGCCAAACAGAACAACAGCAUCAGGAAUCAAGGUCAGAAAGAUAAGAAGCCCUUGUUCUGCGAGCACUGUGACUUCCACGCGGUGGACGCCAGCAGCCUCAGGUCUCACGUGUGUAAGCCGCGCCCGGACCAGCACAGCGCCCCCAAGGGCCUGGAGGACCACCUCCGACAGAGCGGCUCCAAAGACUCUAAAUACAUGGACUACCUCAGGAACCGCAGUGCCCUGCUCAGCCAGCCCUACUGGAGCCCCUUCGCCAGCCUGCCCGGCCAGGACUGGACCGAGCUGGCCGUCAAAAAGGAGAAGAGCGAGGCGUCCGAGGGGGCGGCGGGGGAGGGGGGCACCGCCAUCAAACCCGUCCCCAUCGACGGCGCCAAUCUAAUCAACCUGUCCUCGCUUCCCGUCCCGGAACCCCCCGCCGCCCCCGCCCCCGCCGCCGCCGCCGCUGCCGCCGACCCAGCGGGGGAGACCGGGGGUCUGGUACGCCACCAGUGCCCGUACUGCGCCCACACCACCAACUACCCGGAGGUGCUGUGGAUCCACCAGCGCGUGGCCCACAGGGUGGACGGGGCCAGCUCCGUGGCCCCCCGCUGGGCCCCCUGCCUGGGCGGGUUCAAGGGCUCCAAGGCGGGCGCCGGCGGCCAGUGGAGACGCACCGGGCCCCCGCCUUUCCUGGAGGGCAAGGACUGCCCGGCGCUGCCCGCCCCCAGGACCCAGCGCACGCAGGCCCCGGAGGCCGCCGCCCCCGCCCCCGCCACGGCCAGCACCGCCACCACCGGGAGAGCUUCCGGUAGAACUGCUACGAGUGCCCCCGGUGGCACCGCCAGUAGCACCACUUCCACUAGCUCCGGUGCCCCCGGCUCUGGCAGGCGGUCGACGGGCAAAACUCAGCCGGGCAACCCCACGGCGGUCAAACAGAGAACGGCCCCGGCCCCGUCGAAGGACUCCAGGUCCUCGGACGGAUCGCCUUCCUCCGGCAGGAAGAUGGCGCUCCUGCCCCCGAAGAAGAAGUCGUCCAGCAGCGAGCGGAGCCAGAAGGGGGAGGAGCCAGGGCGGAGCAAGUCCUCCGCCGCCGCCUCCGCCGCCGCCGCCGCCGCCGCCACAGCACAAGCCGGCUCCUCGUCCGGCAGUAGCGCCUACCCCGCUCACGGCGGCCCGGCCUUCCGGUCCACCGGCAGCCCCAAACACAGGGGCCACCGGGUCUCCGUGGAGGGCCGGCUGCUCCCCCAGGAGGGCCUGGGCUUCAUGCUGGCCAGGAACCACGUCCACAGCCCCUCGCCCCAUCGCAGCGGCGGAGGACACGCCCCCACGCGCGACGCCAUGAACGCCGCCGCGGCCGCGUCAGCGGCGGCCGCUAAAGGUCGCGACCUCUGGUCGGCCAUGAACAUGUGGGGGUCCCAGCGAGACCGAGCGUACGCGGAGCCCCCGCUGUACGCUCAGGGGAAGAGCGAGGCGCAGCCGGAGACGCCCAUGGACAUCGAUGUGUUGAGCCUGCUGAAGAGCUACAGCCCCCACGACCUGGCGGCGCUGUACCAGCACUGGGGCUUCGUGGACCCCCGGAUCGACCCCCAAGCAAUGUUACAGCUAAAUGGACAUUUUGUGAAUGAAGUCCACUCUGCCUCUGAAGCUUCCAGACAAGUGAACAGCCACACCACUUCCUCCUCGGGGUCCCUCCAGAAAGGAACGUGA